Messenger RNA from Adineta steineri, 816 nucleotides. The record is from the annotation of a GenBank genome assembly. Lineage: Eukaryota; Metazoa; Rotifera; Eurotatoria; Adinetida; Adinetidae.
AUGCCAUAUGCUAAUCAACCAAGUGUUCAAGUAUCUGAAUUAACAGAAGAUAAUAUAAAAUUUAUUAUUGAAAAUACAGACUUAAGUGUAGCUAAUGCUAUACGUCGUACUAUGAUAGCUGAAACACCAAUAAUGGCUAUUGAUUCUGUACAAAUUGAUUCGAAUACAACAGUUUUAUUUGAUGAAUUUCUUGCACAUCGUAUUGGUUUAGUUCCUUUAUAUAGUGAAGAAGUUGUUGAUAAAAUGAAUUAUCAUCGUGAUUGUUCUUGUGAAGGUUUUUGUCCUCAAUGUUCAGUUGAAUUUACAUUGGAUGUAAAAAAUCGAGAAGGACAAACUAGAAAUGUUACUUCAGCUGACUUUGUUACAAGUAAUCCACAUUUAGUACCUGUGACAUCUAAAGCAAAAAAUGAUGAUGAUGGACGAGAUACUUUUGUAGAUCAUAUUCUCAUUGUAAAACUUCGACAAAAUCAAGAACUUCGCUUAAAAGCUUAUGCAAGAAAAGGUUUUGGUAAAGAACAUGCAAAAUGGAUUCCAACUUGUGGUGUUUCAUUUGAAUAUGAUCCAGAUAAUGCUCUUCGUCAUACAGUUUAUCCAAUACCUGAAGAAUGGCCACAUUCCGAAUAUACUGAAUUAUCGGAUGAUAGAGCUGAAGCAACAUUUGAGCCAGCAAAAGUUCCAAAUAAAUUCUAUUUUAAUGUUGAAUCUGUUGGUUCAUUGAAACCAGAAACUAUACUUUUAUCUUCGUUAAAUGUUCUUAAACAAAAAUUAAGUAAUUUACAAACAUUAUUAAAACAUGAAACAUUCGAAGCAUUAUAA